AUGGCUUCUCAACCGUCGCGAGCCAGCACCGAGAGCUUGCUCUUGGGCCUUCCACUAGACAACAACUACACAAGCCACGUCGAUGACGAGCACAAAAUCAAAAGCAUCAAUGAGACUGCCCUAAACUAUGGAUACCAUCUCCCUCGGUUUUACGCCCGAGCGUUCAUGGCAAUGUUUGUCCCAACUCUGGUGACGGUUUACUACUUUGUAAUCCGCAAUAUUGUACUCAGAAGGGAGAAUGAUCUUAUUAAAUACGGACUUCCGGGAGAAACCUGGCUGUAUUACUCCUGGUUCAUUGUGGGAGUGUUUGGCCUCAACUUGUCUCGGUACGCACUUCUCGGAAUCGAGGCCGCCAUGCUUCAGGACAGCUUCUGGCAAGUCAACAAUGCUAUGGGCCUCUUGAUGCACUGUGGAGCAAGCUGGAGCGGGCCAGUGGGCUGGAUAAUGGCACUUAGAGGUGCCUGGAUAGAGAGGAACCAGAAAGCAUAUCGUCUCUGGUACACAUUAGCUACUCUGAGUCUACUGGCAUCAAUUGCCUUGCCUCUCUCCGGCUUAGGAUUCAAGCUCUCGGAGGGGUAUGUUGUUUUGCCGGAUCCUCCACGAGUCAUAGGCCGUACUUUUGACAAUUACGCCUGGAGAGCAGCCCGCGAGACAUACGAGCGAACGCUUAAUUCUUGGAAAGAGGGAGCCGUUACUACCAUCCCGGCUUUCGGCAUUGCGUAUACUCCUCCUGGCCGGGUUAAUCGAGGCACACACCCAUCAUUUAACACAACACCAAACUCCAUUCCGAUUGACGGUGUGAUUCCUGAUAUAUUUCUUGCCCCUCAGGCUGAAACGCCGAUUCAAGGUAGGGUAUGGGGCCUGCGAAUUGGAUGCAAUUGUUCAAUUGUGAAAUCAGUGUCGGAACUCACUAUCCUCAACCAAAAGCUAUACUCUACGUACAAUGAACGUAAAUAUCCGUGGGCAAAGGAGUUUGCGUGGGGGUAUCCAUACCUCACACUAAAGACUCCCACGAAAGACGUCAUAUUCGCAUUCAACUCUACUUUGGGCGACAUGGACACAACAAAUUAUGAUACCAGCCUAUUCGCCUAUACAGAGAUGGGAACAAACUCGCAUUCGACUGAGGAAGAAAUCUUUAUAUCUACCACAAACAGCAGUGCAUCAUCCGGAGUCGAAAUUUUAGAAUACGUCGUCUGGCAGGCAUACAUGUAUCCCCUCGCGGGCAAGGACGUAGACUUCAACUUCUCUAUAAAUGAUCCUAUCCCUGGUCUCGGCCACCCGGUGAUGUUUGAACCUUCUAAUGGGACCAUGCCGUUUAACAAGACAUUCCUCUCUGCUAUUGAUGUCAAUGGAACCCGGUCUCAAUAUGCAUAUUACCCAUUAAGUCUUCCGGAUCCUGAUGACUUUUUAGAAGGACCGGACCAUGCAGUACUUCCCCCUGGUAUUUCGCCAGUGGCGGCACCGAUUGGAGUUCGCUGCGUUCGAAAUUCUGCUUUCGGCCAUGCAAACGUUUCUGCCGAUGGCACAUAUACCUCCUUCACGGAGACUGCUAAUCCUCCUAAGCCUAAAUUAGCAUUUGGACUCGGGCCAUUUGGGUCAAUCUGCGACAUGAUACUUCGGGGCCACUACUUGGACCAUUUCAGAUCAACACAUUCUUCAUCUCCUGUUACUACAUCAUUAGAAGCAGCCUUCGCAAAUUACCUCCAGGCCAGCACGCUUCUACAGUCCAUUUCACAAGCUUAUGCCGUGGAGGCCUUGCAGUUAAUGUAUGAAGGUGCAACAUUCUCAAGCGAAUUAGCGUUCAACCUCGCCAACGCAACAUCCACACGAAAGGACAAGAUCAUUGUCCCAGGGUCGGUCCCUCUGACCCUACCUGCCGUGCUAUUGAUCUUAUGGGCCACGGGCAGUGCUGUACUGGGUAUCAUGUACGGUUUUCGACGACGCUGGUCCGAAGUGCUGGAUGGAUACAGCAUAUUCUCGUUUGGAGUGGACUGUGCCGAAGAGGUACGUGCCCGGCGUCAAAACCCUGCCAGGCCAGGAGGAGGAAUACUCAACCAGCGCGACGCUCUCCGGUCGAUACCGGGUCUUAUAGGCGACUCUCGAAUGCGAGACGAAAUCGGCCAUAUCAGUCUGGUAGAGAGAGGCAACGUAGCCAGAAAAGAGAAGCUGUAUGCUUAA
Messenger RNA from Nannizzia gypsea CBS 118893, 2178 nucleotides. RefSeq lists its product as hypothetical. The transcript has 2 exons. The record is from RefSeq and is a predicted model, not a curated record. The coding region runs from base 1 to 2178 and encodes 725 amino acids. Lineage: Eukaryota; Fungi; Ascomycota; Eurotiomycetes; Onygenales; Arthrodermataceae.